AUGCCGGCCGAUAUAGAGAGCCUAUCCAACGAGGUGAUACUGCUGAUCCUCAAAUAUCUACUCUACGACCUUCCAACCAUUCGUAUUCUAAGCGCACUCUCGAAACGAUUCCAGUCACUCGCCGAAGAUCUCUUGUACAAGAACGUCUUCUUUCGAAGAGGCGACGUCUGCGAACAACUCCUUCGCAAUGUGCAAAGACACCCAGCCAGAGCACAUGAAAUUCGCUCGCUUGAAGCAAGAUGCAUGAGAGACUUUCAAAAUGGUCUGCAGUCGCUACACUUGCUCUUAAGCCGAACUACCAGGCUCGAAGAAUUGACCAUCGAGAGUCCGCUCUGCAACUAUACCGGCAACUGGCGAGGCACACAUGGCUGGGAUCGAACCUUGUCUUCUCUUCUCACAACCCUAGCAUCAGCUGCAAGGUCAGAUGUGCCCCCGUCGAUUCGCAAUUUGCCCUUGCAGAGGCUGAAGAGACUGACUCUGCAUCUCUCGGGAACGCGGGCAGCACACUCGGAUCAACAGUGCCGAUUCUGGAUUAUCGAGAAGUCGUGGGCGAAGAUCUUCGCUCAUCCAAGCCUCGAAGACCUGUUCGUGUCAUACGCCGCUUUUCCCCCUACUGCAUUCAGAGAAGUCAUGAGUCUCCCUCGCACCCCGCUCAAACGACUCAAACUCGUGGAGUGCCACGUCACUCACGAGGCGGUAUUCGACAUGCUGUCGCUUCCCCUCGCGCUGGAGCAUUUGCAUAUCGGGGAAGCUCGAGAAGAAGUGGGAUGCCAGCAUGAAUGGGAAACGGACCGCUGGUACCUCCUUCCACAAGACUGCUACGACGAUCUUUGCCGGAAAGACGUGCUCAAGGUCAUCACUGCGCUCAAACACCAGGCCAAAUCGCUCAAAUUCCUCGGAUAUAGCACCGGUGUGUCGUACAGUCCGGACGAACUAGAAGCCAGUCUCACCAGCCUGUCCCAAAAUCCAGACGCUAGCUUUGGAUCCUUCACAAGGCUGCAAGAGAUCUUCUGUGGCGAGGACGAUUCCCUCCACCGCCUCAUCUUCGACCGCCGGUUUUCUGCGCCGCCGAAUCUACGGACGUACACCAGGUUCAUGUCACCUCCAUCACCAUGGUAUCCAUCACGAUCGCAUCGCUUCCUCCAAGCGUUCUCGCCGGUCCAAGCGCUCGCCGACAAGGGCGUUGCACUGAAACAUUUCAAUCUUGUCGUGGAGGACAGCCGGAUCCAUUCGUUUGAAGAUCACCAAAGAAUUAUCAACGCUAUAGCACAGGAUUUCCGCAAGAAAGACGCGAGGAUGCAGGUAUGGGGCUAUUUUGCUCGCUCAUGGUAUCCGCCAUAUUUGUAUGGACAGAUGAGGAUGCAGCAUCGGUUGUGCUUGGACACGCACUGGCCGGAGAACAACGGGUGGCUCGAGGCAGGCGAUUGGGAAUGGUGUGAUGAGGAUUUCUAUUAA
This is a messenger RNA of Zasmidium cellare ATCC 36951, 1455 nucleotides long. RefSeq lists its product as uncharacterized. NCBI's taxonomy places the organism in Eukaryota, Fungi, Ascomycota, Dothideomycetes, Mycosphaerellales, Mycosphaerellaceae. Gene Ontology annotation, molecular function: protein binding. The coding region runs from base 1 to 1455 and encodes 484 amino acids. The transcript has a single exon. The record is from RefSeq and is a predicted model, not a curated record.